AUACGGUACAGGGGAAUCCUGAGAGCGUCCAGCUGUAGUCUCAUCCGAAGCUAGAGAACUGCUACUCAAAGGGGAAAAUAUUUCAGAUAUGCCGAGGAUGUCGAGUGAAUUCACCUUCGACGUAGAUAUUCAUUCCAAGUCCAAGCUUCAGUGAGAAAUGCGGACCUUUCCCAACAGAAACAAGUGGUCCUUGCCCGCUGUGGCUUGCCUUAGCAGUUGCGGCGACACCAAAUAAGCGAAACAUGCUAGACGAAGUCGUUAUUCCAGAAGGUAAUAACUUGAACACCGCCAAGUCCUGCAACAAAAAAGUCAUGUUGGCCGCUAUCAAUGAAUUCCUGUGUCUUCAACAUAUCACUAGUAAAAAUUUUGACCUCCAAGCAGGCGGAGAGGAGAGGCUCUGGCUAAGACAGACACGAAUUUCUGAUGAAACGCAAAUGGUAAGCAAUGAUCCAGCCGUCACGCCGACUCACGGGACGUCGGACUUUCCAGCUGCAAUCCGGCUGUUGGUUGCGGUUUCUCCUUCCGAACAAACACUGUACUCUCUUGGAAUGAACUUGGUUAUUUGUUCACGACUUCAGCUUCGCCUUCGAACUCCUGCUUCCGAUUUAUCCGCCUUCAACUCCUGGAAACUCCCAGUGCUGAUUGUCCUACCACAUCUGUCCCAGCAGUCCCAGCUCCAGCGAAAUUAUGGCUGGUCUCCUGGUUUAUCCCACGUCUUACACCGACAUUCCCACUCGAGGCUUGGCAGGUUUCCGUCAAAAAAGGAUGCGUCUUUUCUCUUCAUGUUAACCCAGCACAACGACGAAAUCCUUGAAACUAUGUGCCGAUCUGGAAACCUUCUUUCAAAAGUCCUAGCUUCUACGCGGGUUACGACCAUUGCUCUGCCACUGCCACUUAAUAAUGACGAACUGGGGAUCUUGGCAAGAGGACUUACGUGUGUCGUAGGUUGUAUGUGAAUCUUCGCUGACGUCCCGCAAGGGAGCCUCCAGACCGUGUUAGACUCAAGUCCAACGUUACCGUACUAGCUCUCAUCGUCCGUCUCGCGCCUGAUUAUCAAUUCAUUUCGCUACUCACGAUGGUUAUCGGUUUACCCCAAGACAAAUUUAAUUGCUAUGUAGUAUACAUUCAUGUUCUAUUUCAGUCCUUUAAAUUACU
This is a messenger RNA of Desarmillaria tabescens, 1155 nucleotides long. RefSeq lists its product as uncharacterized. The transcript has a single exon. The record is from RefSeq and is a predicted model, not a curated record. NCBI's taxonomy places the organism in Eukaryota, Fungi, Basidiomycota, Agaricomycetes, Agaricales, Physalacriaceae. Bases 243 to 956 code for a protein of 237 amino acids.